Postia placenta MAD-698-R-SB12 is the source of this 516-nucleotide messenger RNA. RefSeq lists its product as hypothetical. The transcript has 2 exons. The record is from RefSeq and is a predicted model, not a curated record. The coding region runs from base 1 to 516 and encodes 171 amino acids. NCBI's taxonomy places the organism in Eukaryota, Fungi, Basidiomycota, Agaricomycetes, Polyporales, Adustoporiaceae.
AUGUAUGUGGACCGCGCAAGGCGCUGGCGGGCCAGAGAGGACCCGGAUAAGCUACCGAGGACAAGGUUGGGCCAGAUAGACGCCCAGAUCGACCACGAGCACGCGACGACGUGUCUCGGGCCUGGCCAGAUAAGCUCCGGCGAACAACUCGCUUCCUCGGCAACUCGCCGCCGGCAUCCUGCUGACUCAUUCCGACUUCUCGCAGCGGGUGCUGGCCCUCGCCGAGGCCCAGACCGCUGGUGGCUGUCCGGCGCCGCCCGCCAGCCCGGCGUCGGUCCCAAGUACGAUGCAGCCAAUGGGAUUGCUCGCUACGCUACUGCAUCCCGCCCUGCACAGCCUGUCCAUGGUAAAGUCUGGACACCCCUAGACGAGUCCUGCUGCUGCACGGUAGCUGUCUGCGAAGCGUUCCCCGCGAUCCCCGGACGGCGGAAGUGCGGCAAUGAAAAAAACCACACACAAGUCGCGUCGUCCAAUCAGCCGCCUUUUCGCGUUGGCCAAUGCUCAGGCGCGAAUUGA